GUGUUGAAGCGCUAGCCAAUAGGAGCACUAGUGUUGCAUAGUGAAGUCUUUAUGAUACAUAAUAAUAGCAGAGACCUAUGUGCCCUUGAUGCGGUUGUUGUUUCAAAAUGGUUUCACAUAAAACAAAACUUUUAUAGUAUUCAGUGUGUUUCACAGAUUGAGUUUGUCACGGGGACGAAGAAGGGCAACAACCCCUCGAACACAGCGGCCUCCACCAAUAGCAGCAACACCUCCACCACGUCUACAGAGGCCCAGAAGAGGAAGAGUAAAUGGGACUCAGCGAUCCCCGUGACUCUUUCCCAGCCCGCCGCCAUCACCACCAGCUCCUCGUUACCGGCCGUCGUCUCCGUCACCACCACCGCCAGCGGCACCAAGACCACCGUCAUCUCCGCCGUGGGAACCAUCCUGAAGAAGGCCAAGCAAUGAUCUCCACUACAAGAGGAACAGGAAGCUGCAACACCUGAGUGUAGGGCUGGGAGAUGUGAGGAAAACUCAGAUAUCGGGACGUUUUCGGACUUCUUCUAUCGAUAUUUGAGUCACACGAUGGAAAUGUAGAUAAAAGCUCAUCAGUAAUGUGGAUUUUUUUUACUCAAACCAUGAAAAAACACCUCUUACGAUAUCUUAAAUCCAUCUGUGUUAUCCAUUCUUGUAUCCAGAUGUCGAGAUAACAUCGGUGUGUUUCCCAGCCCUUCCCUGUGCUCAUUGUAAAUGUGAGAAAGAUCAGAAAGCGGACAAUAUGGACUCUCAAUGUACGUUUUUUUACAAACCAACCAACCAACCAACAAAUACCCUCACAUCUAAAGACUCUAUCUCCUGGAUUGUAUAUCUUCAUUUGAAAGUGAAAUUUGGAGAAAAUUCGGACUUUUGCAUCCUUCACUUCAUCUUUAGUUUUGUUCCAGUAUUUUCUCGCUUACGUAGCGGUUUUAUGUCAUUGUAGUCGAACAUGUGCAUCAUUUAUUCAGAUUGUUUCCCCCAUCAUUGGCAUGUUGACUGACCUGUUAGGCAACACUUUUUUUAGCUUGUACAUAUUUGAUAAGGUGAAUAAAUGGAUCAGUUGUUGCCUUUUCUGUUGGA
Molecule: messenger RNA, 1074 nt
Organism: Notothenia coriiceps (black rockcod)
Lineage: Eukaryota; Metazoa; Chordata; Actinopteri; Perciformes; Nototheniidae
Gene: sap30bp
Product: SAP30 binding protein
Exons: 2
Coding region: 52-426 (124 amino acids)
Source: RefSeq, a predicted model, not a curated record